AUGGUUAUAAUUUGGAUCUUGUUCCUGAGUUUGUUGCAGGAGCCGUGGUCCCCGGGGCGGGCCGCGGGGGUGCCCGAGGCCACCGGAGCCUCCCCGAGCGACCCCCGUCCGCGGCGGGAUGCGGGGGGCCGAGGCGGCGUCUACGAGCACCUCGGGGGAGCGCCCAGGCGCAGGAAACUCUACUGUGCCACCAAGUACCAUCUCCAGAUCCACCCCAACGGCAAGAUCAACGGCACCCUGGAGAAAAACAGCGUUUUCAGUAUUCUUGAAAUAACUGCUGUUGAUGUUGGGAUCGUUGCCAUUAAGGGGCUGUUUUCCGGCAGAUACUUGGCCAUGAACAAAAGAGGGAGACUUUAUGCAUCAGAAAAUUAUAACUCAGAGUGUGAGUUUGUGGAGAGGAUCCACGAGCUGGGUUAUAACACCUACGCGUCCCGUCUCUACCGGACUGUACCCAGCAGAGCCGGCACCAAGCGCAAAGCCAGUGCAGAGAGACUCUGGUAUGUCUCAAUCAAUGGGAAAGGACGACCCAGAAGGGGCUUUAAAACUCGCAGGACACAGAAAUCCUCCCUCUUUCUGCCCAGAGUGUUGGACAACAAAGACCAUGAAAUGGUCCGACUGUUCCAUACGAACGUGAAAUACCGAGAGAGUCUCCUGAAGCCCCCAAGCAAGAACCAGAGGAGGAGGAGAGGACGCUGA
Messenger RNA from Indicator indicator, 696 nucleotides. RefSeq names its product fibroblast growth factor 3 (gene FGF3). Gene Ontology annotation, molecular function: growth factor activity; fibroblast growth factor receptor binding. The coding region runs from base 1 to 696 and encodes 231 amino acids. Gene Ontology annotation, cellular component: cytoplasm. NCBI's taxonomy places the organism in Eukaryota, Metazoa, Chordata, Aves, Piciformes, Indicatoridae. Gene Ontology annotation, biological process: positive regulation of gene expression; fibroblast growth factor receptor signaling pathway; animal organ morphogenesis. The transcript is spliced from 3 exons. The record is from RefSeq and is a predicted model, not a curated record.